AAAAAAAAAAAAAAAAAAAGUUGAGAUAAAGAAAGUAUUUGCCGGUGUCUCUUCUGCCAGUGCUGCGACACUGUCUUGGGGCGAUUUGACAAACCAAUUCCCGUCCAUCAAGCACCCCCUGGCUCGCUUGCGUCUGGCGAAUUUUUGAAUUUUUGAUACAAUGACGGACUCCACGCCAUUCACGAUGGAGGGAAGGUAUACGCGGUUACAAUAAUGGGGGGCCGGAAACCAUAAUCUUCAUUCAAUUUCGUGCUGCUUACCCCAGUCUCUUCUUUGCCAACUCGAAACACCGAGAUCUAUCCGCAUCGCGUCGGGCAAUGCGAUGCGCUGGGGUCCGUUUUAUGGCCCCAUGGCCAUGGUCCAUAGACAAACAAAGUGAUAAAUCCAUGAAUCCAUGAAUCCGGGGUUCCCUCCCGAUUUGAACAAGGCGUUUGCGGGACUUGCUUCUGCACUGUUGGGUUGUGAGACUUACUACGGAUUAGUUCUGGGGAACGUUUCAUUACAUAAAGCUCGUCGACCAGCCGCUUCUCGUCUCCUCAUAUGCCUCCAAACAAAAUGCGGGCAUUUUCGACUGAGAUAUCAACUCUUUGAUUUCCACCAAAAUUCUCUACUACUUACUACGCAGCGUAUACGACAGAGGAUUUCUCCUGAUCUGCCACUGCUGCUGGUAGCUUGCGCGCUAGUUAGUUCCGGAUUUAAGCAUUUUAUUCCGGGUUCUGCCUUUUUCCUUCGAUUUUUAUUCUUCGCUUCUUCUUCGCGCCUCUGGCUGAAAGUGGCUUGGUGGCGCAAACCGCCCCCAGAUUGGCAAAACAGAAGUGGACAUCAACAGACGAUCAGGACGAUUACGAUUCUCUACAGCGUUUCAAUUAACUUUAUUAUCUUUUCCCAACCGCCUCAUGCUGAUGGCUGACUCCAUGAGUGAGCCCGGGUUUGACCUCUGAUUGUGGUUUUGGCUGGAAUGGAUUUUGGCUAGGCACGCACCGGCUUUCUCAGACUCAGACGACUUUUCUCUUGUCCUGCAAACAGACCUUCGUGGAAUGGUUUGCUUGAGGAAUCAUCCAGGUUAGCGCGCUUUCCGCGUCCAUUGGAUGGGUGCUGCGUGGAAAUUCCGCGGAGUCCGGGGGUGGAUUUCGAUAUUGGGGAUCGGCAGGGCUCAGCUCUGAUUAUUUUUUCUCUCAGGACCACUGGAACAUGUUUGGUCAAGCGCCUUUGGCCUUCUCUUUUCUUUUUUUGUUUUUUCAAAGCUUGUCCUGCUCUGGUUUAACGUUAGUUUCUGGGGUAAUGCCUUGGCUGCAGCGGACCUCGAUGAUAUAUCCCUGCAGGCGCCAGAAUCCCUGAGCAGCAAGGGUGCGGAUGCGGCGCGAAGCAAAACGAGUAUUUUUCAUGGCUGGGCAUCGAAAAGCGCCGGCUACACACGGUAGUAGAUACUUGCUGUCUAGGAACUACUGCAUGAUUCAAUUAAUCCGAUAGUUUCUUUGCUUCCCUCGCCCCUCCAAAAACCAAAAACCCCGACUCACCCAUGUUCCAAUCCAAGUCGUUGGUCAUCUUUUAGUCCGGGAUCUUCAUGCUGGGCCAAUCUGAUGUUUGACAUCCCCAGCUCCUUGUUAAACGACAUGCUGUCUCUCAAUCCUGCCUGCGCUCACCACCCCGUCUGACAUGGGUGCUUCUCACCUGUCCUGUGAGUUCUGAGCGCAUUAUUGGCAAGGCUCAAUGCGGCCAGGAGUGCAAAAAACAGAAUGCAACCAUGAUUGGGUUUUUUUUUUUUUUUUUCCCUCAAGUAUUCGACAACGAUGCAAGCUAGGAUCCCGCAUGUUGCGGAUCUCCCCUGCCAAACAACGGGUGUUUUUUGACUUUGGGGAUAGAACAGCGUACUGUCGUUGCAGCUUAAAAAUACCGGUUUUGGCAUGGACAAACCCCGUCGUCCGUGCACCAUUUUGAACCAUUUUGAAAGACGGGGAGGAAAUUGAAAGUCAAAAAUCCACCUUGUCAAACUUACACCCGUGGAUAAUCAUGGAAACACAGCAACCCAACAACUCAUCAAUAACCGUUUGUAUGGAGCUAACCAGAUAAUCCGCGGCUCUCCCAAAGCAUGCGAUGUCAUGUCCUAGAGAGGAGAAAGUGGACAGUUUCUCGCCCGAGAUGCGCCUUUUGCGCCAUUAUGUUUUAUUCACAGUAACUAACCAAGCUCGCAAAAAUGUCUGCUGAAUUGUAGAGGCUUAUGUAUAUUUUGAGCACAUUAUGAUAUCAUUCAGGUCUAGAGAAUUUGUGGUUCUUAUUUUGGGGGGAGAGGGCAGCGCUUGAUGUCGACACAGCUUCAUCGCAUAUGGUCUAUGGAAACCUAACCCAUGGAGAAAUCCCAAAUUAUUUCUCUGAGAAUGAAAUUAUAGUUGAAUGUAGCUACUUAGCAGGUUAUCUAUACGCCUGGGUAGGUAG
This is a messenger RNA of Blastomyces gilchristii SLH14081, 2433 nucleotides long. RefSeq lists its product as uncharacterized. Lineage: Eukaryota; Fungi; Ascomycota; Eurotiomycetes; Onygenales; Ajellomycetaceae. The record is from RefSeq and is a predicted model, not a curated record. Bases 395 to 910 code for a protein of 171 amino acids. The transcript has 2 exons.